AGCAGAGCCAGCAGAGCAACAACCUCGAUCAGACUUCUUGAAUCUUCCAACAAACAGCUCAUCACUCGCACACUAUCAACAAACGACAUUCCGAGUGAUCAAAAAUGGCAGCUUCAAUGUACCAGAGGGAUCCCCGUGCGGGCCUCUUCCUCGGUGGCUCGCGUGUGAGCGGCGCCGAGGUCCGCGACCAGAACGUGCAGGCCGCUCAGACCGUGUCCAACAUUCUCAAGUCGUCCCUUGGCCCCGUUGGUCUCGACAAGAUGCUCGUCGACAACGUCGGUGACGUGACUAUCACCAACGACGGCGCCACCAUCCUCUCGCUUAUCGAGGUCUCGCACCCCGCUGCCCGUAUCCUCGUGUCCCUCGCGACGCAGCAGGACAAGGAAGUCGGUGACGGAACUACCUCGGUCGUCUUGCUCGCCUCGGAGCUUCUGAGGAGAGCAAACGAGCUUGUCCGCAACAAGAUCCACCCCACCACCGUCAUUGCUGGCUACCGUCUGGCUUGCAAGGAGGCCUGCCGCUUCAUGGCCGACCAGCUCUCCACCAAGGUCGACAAGCUCGGCCGUGACGCCCUCGUCAACGUCGCCAAGACGUCGAUGAGCUCCAAGAUUCUUGCUGCCGACGACGACUUCUUCGCCCCCCUGGCCGUCGACGCCAUGCUCGCCGUCAAGACGGUCAACCCCCGCGGCGAGAAGAAGUACCCCGUCAAGGCCGUCAACGUCCUCAAGGCGCACGGAAAGUCUGCCCGCGAGUCGUUCAUGGUCAAGGGCUACGCGCUCAACUGCACCGUUGCCAGCCAGGCCAUGAAGACUCGCAUCCCGAACGCCAAGAUUGCCUGUCUCGACAUGAACCUCGCCAAGCAGCGCAUGCACCUCGGCGUCCACAUCACCAUCGACGACCCAGAACAGCUCGAGGCCAUCCGUGCCCGCGAGUCUGAGAUUACUCUUGAGCGUGUGCGCAAGAUCCUUGCCACUGGCGCCAACGUCAUCCUCACCACCAAGGGUAUCGAUGACCUGGUCCUCAAGGAGUUUGUCGAGGCCGGUGCUAUGGCCGUCCGCCGCUGUCGCAAGGAGGACUUGCGACGAAUUGCCCGUGCUACCGGCGCGACGUUGGUGUCGUCGCUCGCCAACCUGGACGGAGAGGAGACUUUCGAGGCCUCGAGCUUGGGUUUCGCCGAGGAGGUUGUGCAGGAGCGUAUCAGCGACGACGAGCUCAUCCUCGUCCGCGGAACCAAGGUCGUCAGCUCGUCGUCCAUCAUCCUCCGCGGUGCCAACGACUACAUGCUCGACGAGAUGGAGCGCGCGCUGCACGACGCCCUCAGCAUCAUCAAGCGCACGCUCGAGUCUGGAUCGGUUGUUCCCGGUGGUGGUGCUGUCGAGACGGCGCUGUCCAUCUACCUCGAAAACUAUGCCACGACCCUCGGCUCGCGUGAGCAGCUUGCCAUUGCCGAGUUUGCCUCGGCGCUCCUCGUCAUCCCCAAGACGCUCGCCCUCAACGCCGCCAAGGACUCGACCGACCUCGUCGCCAAGCUCCGCGCGUACCACAACGCCGCCCAGUCGGUUAGCCCCGAGGACCCCAAGCGCGGCUUAAUCUUCUACGGUCUCGACCUGCUCAACGGCGAGGUCAUCGACAACCGCGCCGCCGGUGUCCUGGAGCCUACCAUGUCCAAGAUCAAGUCGCUCAAGGCCGCCCUCGAGGCCGCGACCAGCUUGCUCCGUAUCGACGACAGCAUCACUGUCACCCCCGACCAAAAGGGUGAGGAAGACCCCCACGCCCACAUGUGA
Vanrija pseudolonga is the source of this 1784-nucleotide messenger RNA. It is a transcript of the gene cct1, whose product is annotated as T-complex protein 1 subunit alpha. Gene Ontology annotation, molecular function: ATP hydrolysis activity; ATP binding; ATP-dependent protein folding chaperone. Bases 105 to 1784 code for a protein of 559 amino acids. Gene Ontology annotation, cellular component: chaperonin-containing T-complex. The transcript is spliced from 6 exons. Gene Ontology annotation, biological process: protein folding. The record is from RefSeq and is a predicted model, not a curated record. Lineage: Eukaryota; Fungi; Basidiomycota; Tremellomycetes; Trichosporonales; Trichosporonaceae.